Messenger RNA from Photinus pyralis (common eastern firefly), 1768 nucleotides. Its product is annotated as gastrula zinc finger protein XlCGF46.1-like. The record is from RefSeq and is a predicted model, not a curated record. Gene Ontology annotation, cellular component: nucleus. Gene Ontology annotation, molecular function: RNA polymerase II transcription regulatory region sequence-specific DNA binding; DNA-binding transcription factor activity, RNA polymerase II-specific. The coding region runs from base 141 to 1655 and encodes 504 amino acids. Gene Ontology annotation, biological process: regulation of transcription by RNA polymerase II. The transcript has a single exon. NCBI's taxonomy places the organism in Eukaryota, Metazoa, Arthropoda, Insecta, Coleoptera, Lampyridae.
UACAAAAGUAAGGAAACUCCUACUAUUAAUUUUAAUAAAAAAAAAUGAUGUGGAUAAUUUUUUCAAGCAUACAAAAAUGCGUCAGACAUGCGCAGUGUGGUAGGUUAACGACCGCUGGUUUUUAGUUUAGUGUUGGUGAUAUGUCGGCAAUUGUGAAAGUGGAAGUGAAACAAGAAGACAAUAUAAAUACCGCCAUUGAUGAAAAAGUUUUACUUAAUGCUGAUGUGCCCGCAAUUAUAAAGCGAGAACUUAAUGAGGUUACAAUCAACGGGGAUGAUCCUGUCACACCAGGUACUUGUCAAGAUGAAAAUGAUGAGCAGGGAAAUAAAUGUAUCAUUGUACAUUCUAAGGAUUUCCCAUGUGGUACUCAAUCGCAAAGUUCAAAAGAUUUUAAUUGUACUCUGUGUAAUUACACAAGCAAAUAUAAACACAAUUUAAGAGCACACCUGCUAACCCACGAGGCCGUUAAAGAUUUAAAAUGUAGUCAGUGUGAUUACGCAACAAAUAAUAAAUCACUUCUUAAAAAUCAUCUAUUGACCCAUAAGAUAUUCAAGGGUCUUAAAUGUGACCACUGUGACUACGCAACCAAUAAUAAAUCCUAUCUUAAAGGACAUUUAUUAACCCAUAAGACAACCAAAGAUAUCAAAUGUGAUCAUUGUGAUUACGCAACCAAUAGUACGCGUUGUUUAAGAAUACAUCUGCUCUCACAUAGACUUUCCAAAGAGUUCAAAUGCGUCCAGUGCAAUUAUGCAACCAAUUAUAAUUCUACCUUUAAAACACAUCUAUUGACCCAUAAGACAACCAAGGAUUUCAAAUGUGAUCAGUGUAAUUACGCAACCAGUAAUAAGCGCUGUUUGAAAAUACAUCUGCUUUCACAUAGACCUUCCAAGGUUUUUAAAUGUGAUCAGUGCGAUUUUGCAACUAAUUACAAUUCUACUUUUAAAACACAUCUAUUGACUCACAAGGCAACCAAGGAUUUCAAAUGUGAUCAUUGUGAAUACGCAACCACUAAUAAGACCCAUUUAAACACUCAUCUACUUUCACAUAACCGUUCCAAGGUGAAGGAUAUUAAAUGUGUCCAGUGUGACUAUGCAACCCAUAACAAAUACCAUCUUAAACAACAUCUAUCAACUCACAAGGCAAUCAAGGAUAUCAUAUGUGAUCAUUGUAAUUACGCAACCACUAGUACGCGCUGUUUAAAAAUACAUCUGCUUUCACAUAAAUCUUCUAAGGAUUUUAAAUGUGCCCAGUGUGAUUAUGCAACCAAUACUAAUUCUAAUUUAAAAAAACAUCUACUUUCACAUAAACCUUCCAUGGAAGUUAAAUGUGGCCAGUGUGAUUACGCAACCAAUGAUAAAUACCGUCUUAAUCGACAUCUAUUAACCCACAGGACGACCAAAGAUAUCAAAUGUCAUCAUUGUGAUUACGCGACCACUAAUAAGUGUUACUUAAAAAGACAUCUGCUUUCACAUAAACUUUCCAAGGAUUUCAAAUGCGCCCACUGUGACUAUGCGACUAAUCUUAUGCCCAAUUUGAGAACACAUCUGCUUUCACAUAAAGGUUCUAAGGAUUUUAAAUGUUCCCAUUGUGAUUAUGCGACGAAUUAUAAAUUAUUAUUGAAAAGACAUCUGUUUAAACACAAAACUUCUACCUAAUUAUGUUAAAGGUGGUGAGUGUGUUCACGCAACAAAUAAUAAAAUAGUUUAAAAAUUUAUUUUUUGUUAUUUAUAAUGUUUGUUUAUAUAAUUUUUAUAUAUUUAUACUUUAA